Ostreobium quekettii is the source of this 1932-nucleotide messenger RNA. Lineage: Eukaryota; Viridiplantae; Chlorophyta; Ulvophyceae; Bryopsidales; Ostreobiaceae. The record is from the annotation of a GenBank genome assembly.
AUGGCGGCAGACGAACAGCGGAGAAACACACUGAAGAUCCUGAUCGCCACGGACAAUCACUUGGGCGUCUGGGAAAGGGACAAUGUUCGGAGGGACGACUCCUUCGACGCAUUCGAGGAGGUGUUCGAGAUGGCGCAGAGGCUGGAGGUGGACUGCGUGCUGCUGGGUGGCGACCUGUUUCACGAGAACAAGCCGUCGCGUUCGACGCUGAUCAGGGCCAUGGGCACGCUCACGAGGCACUGCCUCAGCGACAAGCCGGUCAAUUUCCAGGUGCUCAGCGAUCAGUCGGCAUUCGAGCGCAAGUGCGUCAACUUCGAGGAUCCCAAUCUGAACAUCGGCAUGCCGGUGUUCACCAUACACGGGAACCACGACGACCCGUCAGGGGACGGCAACUUGUCGUCCGUGGACGUGCUGUCUUCCUGCGGCCUGGUGAACUACUUCGGAAAAAUGACACUGGGGGGCUCCCAAGGACCGGGGAAAAUUCGACUGGCACCUGUGCUCCUGCAGAAGGGAUCAACAAAGGUUGCAUUGUAUGGCCUUGGCCACAUCCGUGAUGAAAGACUAGGAAGGCUCUUUCAGACGCCUGGCUGCGUGGAGUGGAUUCGUCCAAAGGAGUCGCCUGGAUACCCCACUGACGACUGGUUCAACAUUUUUGUUCUCCACCAGAAUCGAGUGCAGCAUGGACAGCAUGCUAAGAACUGCAUUCAAGAGAAAUGCCUAGCCAGUUUCCUGGAUCUUGUUAUCUGGGGACAUGAGCAUGAGUGCAUCCCUGAACCACAGGAGAGCGCAGUUGGAAACUUCUCAAUUUUGCAGCCAGGAUCAUCGGUGGCGACAGCUCUCAGCGAAGGUGAAUCCAAGCCCAAGCACGUGUUUGUACUGGAUAUUCUUGGGGAUAAAUGGAGGACAAUGAGGCAUGAAAUAAAGAGUGUAAGGCCCUAUGAAUUUGCUCAGGUGACUUUGGCAGAUCAGAUGGAGGUGGAUUGCCAAAACCAGGACAGCAUAAAGAAAUUCCUUGAGCGGCGAGUUGAACAGAUGCUGGAGAAAGCUUUGAAGGACAAACCCCCUGCCAAACCUGGGCAGAAGCCGCUGAUUCGCCUCAGGGUGGACUACACCGGGUGCUCCACAAUCAGCUCGCAGAUAUUUGGUCAAAUGUUUGUGGGAAAGGUUGCGAACCCACAUGAUUUGCUGCUGUGGACACGGGCAUCCAAAAGGAACAGGGAUGCGGUGGUGGAGGACAAUGCGCUGGGGAGUUACGUGCGCCCUGAGGAGCACGAUCAGGAUCGAAUAGAUGAGCUGAUUGUUGCAACCCUUCAACACGACCUAGAAAUCCUUCCAGAGGACGAGCUGGCCAACGCCCUGCGCAACUUUGUAGAUAAGGACGAGAAGGGUGCCCUUGCUGCCAUGUACAAUGCGUCUCUGGCCGAGACACAGAAGGCUGCCAUUGCCAGCGAUGCGGCGCGUGCCAUAGAAGAUGAGCAGCAUGUGGGUGACGUCAUUAGCAAGCAAGUAAAGCAGAGACAGUCCAAAAAGGAGGUGGCAGCAGCGCUGGGUCGCGCACGCGCUCCGGGGCCCACUGCACCAGUGCACGGCGAGGAGAAUGCACACAAAGGCAGACCCGCAGACGAUGACGUGGAACUGCCAGCCUCCGCAAGGCCGCCGUCGUCGAACACACCCAAUGACGUCAUCAACGCCGAGUCAUCUGCAGAUGUCAGGCCGCCGACGGUGGAUGAAGGUCUGGACUCUCCAAGAACUCGCGGGGCGCAGAGAAAGAGAACACGAUUAUCCUCUGCUACGAAAGCCAGGGCAGCCACCGCCACGCCCGCAGUGAACGCAGCGGAGCGCCCGGGGGCCUUCGUGUCAAGCGAUGACGAGGAGGAUGUGCGGAGAGCUCGUGCUCCACCCAGUAGGCGCGGCAGGAGGCGGCAAGCGUGA